This is a messenger RNA of Brenthis ino (lesser marbled fritillary), 1581 nucleotides long. NCBI's taxonomy places the organism in Eukaryota, Metazoa, Arthropoda, Insecta, Lepidoptera, Nymphalidae. The record is from the annotation of a GenBank genome assembly.
AUGGCGAAGACUUUCGACUUACAAAAUCUCGUAAAACAUAUUACAAAUGGUACAUUUGAACAAAAAUUUUGUAGGAUAUGUCUCCUUCCAAUAAAAGAUUUAUACGAAGAUAUAUUUACCACUGUCUGUAAAGAAAAUAGUCAAUUUUGUGUAGCAGAUGUCUUGGAACAGCUAUGCAAUAUACAGAUUUGUGAAACUGAUAACUACAGAGUGUGCUCUAAAUGUUUUAUUGCUGCUUCGGAAGCUUAUAAAUUCUAUUUAUUAGCUAUAAGAAGUGAAAAAAUUCUCAAUAAUUGCAUAAAUGAACUCCAAAAUCAAGUAGAUGUUUUAUAUUUACCACAAAAAUUAUCAGCAGAAAAUCUUUGUAUAACUUUGCCUGAACUGUCACCAUCUUAUGACGAUGAAUUGGAUCUAAAUAAAUUUCCUUUUCAAAGCAUUGGGACUAGUAGCAUACAAGUAAAUAAAAAUAAAAUGGUUGAAAUUGAUGUUCCUAAAAUAAAAGUGGAGAAUGAAGAGGAUAAUUUUGAGGAAAAUGUUAUUAUUAUAAUGGGUGACAAUGGAGAACCUACAUUUUAUAAACCACAUAAAGAUGGAACUUUGAUACCUCUUAGUGAUGAUCAAAAUUUAAAUGAAAUAUUACAACAAAUUCCUGAAGAGAGUGAGAAUAAGAAAAAAAGGAAAAGAAAAAGAAACCCAAUGGAGUAUAAAAUGUGUAGUCGAUGUCCCAUUCGAUACAGAUUUGUUAGAAAAUUGAAAGAACAUAUGAAAGAGGAACAUGGUGUGGAUCUGUUUGUGUGCAAGGUUUGCCAAGCAAUAGUUGAAGAUGAACAAGAGUUCAACAAUCACUUGCAGACACACUCUGGUAUACACACUUGUUCUAUAUGCAAUGCAGUAUUCAAAAAACGUGAGAAUAUCAUAGCUCAUUUCAAAUGGCAUGAACAAAUGAAGGAGUUAAAUAAGCUAGAAAGUGCACAUGUUUGUGAAAUAUGCGGCUUGAUACUGCAAAGUGAUGAACAUUUAAAGGAACACCAUGAUAAAAAACAUGUAAAUAAGUUUACCUGUUAUUAUUGUGGGAAAAUGUAUAAAGGGGAAUUGAGUUUUGAGCACCAUAUUAAGAAGCAUGAAAUGAAUAAAAAUGUUGGAAAUAAGUUAGAAAAAGUAAAACAGGAUACAAAGAGAAAACGGAAAUACACUUGCUCUACAUGUGGAAAGGAUUUUGUAGACGAGAGGGCCUUAUUGUGGCAUGAACGGCUCCACACAAAUGAGAGACCUUAUGUUUGUGAUGUGUGCGGGCGCGGGUUCGUGUCGCUGAACCGUCGCAACCAGCACGCGGUGUGCGCGCACACGGCGCCCGCGCGCCGCUGCCCGCUGUGCCCCGCGCUUUUCCACCUGCGCUCCAUGGUCAACACGCACGUCAGGAAGGUGCAUCUCAAAGCCCAUAAGCGUAGGAACCGUACGAGUAAACAUCAAAAUGUGUUUUGGAAAACUGAAACAGUCCCCAUACAAGAGUUGAGCGUGUCCAUACAGAAUGAGAUAUUAGAGUUGCAAGCUGCACAGAAGGAGGCUCAGGCGUCCAAAUGG